Malania oleifera is the source of this 2700-nucleotide messenger RNA. RefSeq names its product probable disease resistance protein At5g66900. The record is from RefSeq and is a predicted model, not a curated record. Bases 49 to 2508 code for a protein of 819 amino acids. Gene Ontology annotation, molecular function: ADP binding. The transcript is spliced from 5 exons. Gene Ontology annotation, biological process: defense response to fungus. Lineage: Eukaryota; Viridiplantae; Streptophyta; Magnoliopsida; Santalales; Ximeniaceae.
CACCAUUUCCACUUCUGUGGGGGGCUUUGAGGAAGAAGAAGAACCCACAUGGCGGAUCUCGUCGCCGGCGCCGUGGUGGGUGCGGUGGUUGGCGAGCUCCUGAAAGCCCUUCUCGACGCCAAAGACAGCGCGGUAAACUUUAAGUCCGACUUCGAACGCCUCCAAUGCACCCUCGAGUACGUAAUCCCACUGGUCAGCGAGAUCGAGCGGCUCAACGACGAACUGGACCGCCCCAGGUCGGAGACCCAGAGACUGAUUCUUAAAUUGGACGAAGGGAAGGGGAUCGUGCGCGAGUGCUCGAAAGUUCAGUGGUGGGAAUAUUACAGGAAGUACCGGUACUCGAAGAAGAUCCUGAAAUUGGAUCAGUCACUGCAGAGAUUUUUCAAUGUGGAGUUGAGAGUUGGAGAAGCGAGAGAUGUGAAGCAGCUGUUGGUGGAGAUGCAGGAGGCGAGCCGGAAGCUGGACCGACUGUGCGAGAGGAGCAGCAGCGGGGGAGGGAGUUGGUGUGGAUUCGAGGGGUGGUGCGCGGCGCCGGAGCUUCCGAAUCUUACUGUUGGAUUGGAAGUGCCGUUGGGGGAUUUGAAGAGUUUGAUGGUGCGCAGAGAUGGGGUGUCGCUGUUGGUGUUGUCCGGCGCCGGAGGAUGCGGGAAGACGACGCUCGCUUCUAAGUUCUGUCAAGAUGAGGAAGUCAAAGGCAUGUUCAAGGAGAACAUUUUCUUUGUCACGGUCUCAAAUGCACCCAACUUGAAGGGCAUUGUGCAGGGGCUGUUUCAGCAGAUGGGGUUUGAAGUCCCUGAGUUUCAGGAUGAUGAGUCUGCAAUUAGUGGAUUGGGAAAAUUGCUGAGGCAGUGUAAAAACCAGAAGCCUGUGUUGCUGGUCUUGGAUGAUGUUUGGAAGGAUUCGGGACUUCUUCUACUGAAUAAACUAUUGGAGCCACCACUGCCAGGGGACUGCAAAAUUUUGGUUACCUCAAGGUUUGAUUUCCCGACACUGGGUUGGACAUAUCGCAUGGAAUUGUUGAAUGAUAAAGAUGCCAUGACUCUUUUCGAGCACUUGGCAUUCCCAGAAGAUGACGAGAACAGUAACAAGCUGGAUGAAGAUCUUGUUCAAAAGAUUGUGAGUUAUUGUGAAGGACUCCCUCUAGCUCUGGUGACGAUUGCUUAUUCGCUCCGUCGGCAAUCUAAAGUGGUGUGGCAAAAUACGGAGAAGAAGUGGUCAGAAGGUCAAUCAAUAUUUGAUUCUGAUCCCACGCACCAUUUGCUCAAUCGUCUCGAAAUCAGCUUAGACUUCUUGGAUGAUUCAGUUAAAGAGUGCUUCCUAGACUUGGGUUUGUUCCUUGAAGACCAAAGGAUCCCUUUCUCUGCUCUUCUUGAUAUGUGGAUUGAAUUGUAUAAACUAGACCAAGAUGACGCGUACGUGAACCUACUUGAACUCUACUCGAGAAAUUUGGUGAAUCUUGUUGUGAGCACUGGGAAAGAUGUAACUGAGAUUGAUGGGUAUUACAACGAGCUCUUCGUUGUGCAGCAUGACCUGCUGAGAGAACUGGCCAUAUAUAGGAGUAGUCAGCAGAGUAUAGAGCAGAGGGAAAGAAUUUUCACAAAAGGAAACAAAUUUCCCGAGUGCUGGAAGGAAAAUGGGAAGCAGCCUCUCAGUGCACGACUAUUAUCUAUUUACACAGAUAGCACGAUUUCCUCAAGCUGGAACGAGAUGGAACUUCCAACAGUUGAGGUUCUAAUCCUGAAUUUUCAGACGGGAAACUACAAGCUACCCCAAUUCAUGGAAAAAAUGACCAAAUUAAAAGUUCUGAUCAUGACAAACUGUGGGCUUUAUCCGGCAGAAUUGAAAAAUUUCUCGUGGCUGAAUUCUCUCACCAAUCUAAGGAGAAUUAGAUUGGAGAAGGUUUCAAUUCCUUCCCUAGAGAAAAUCAGCGCAACUCAAAUGAAAAAUCUGCAGAAGAUAUCACUGAUCAUGUGCGAAGUUGGUCAGGCUUUAAGGAACUGUUCCAUUGAACUCUCCAGAGCUUUGCCAAAACUAGUAGAAAUUGAGAUUGACUACUGCAAUGAUCUAGAGGAGCUGCCUGUGGGACUCCUUAACAUUAUCUGGCUAAAGAAGCUGAGCAUCACCAAUUGUCAUAAACUGCAUGCAUUGCCUGAAGAAAUUGGAAAGAUGAAAAAUUUAGAAGUGCUCAGGCUUCAUGCCUGCACAGGAUUAUCAGAGUUACCAGACUCCAUAGGAAGCCUAAGUAAGUUGACUUUUCUUGAUAUUUCUUACUGCCUAAGCAUAGUGAAGUUGCCGAAUGGGAUGGGUGAGUUAUGCAGCCUAAAGAAGAUUGACAUGAGAGGGUGCUCAAGCUUGGAUGAGCUGCCAAGAACCGUUGCUAAUCUCAUGCAAUUAAAGCAUGUGAUUUGCGAUGAAGAAAUAGCUGAACUUUGGAAAUGUUUCCAGACCCAUAUCAGAAAGGUAAAGGUGCCCAAGGAGAUCAACAACUUGGAUUGGCUGCAGAUUUGAUCUUAAUAGCCACAAUAUGCAUUUUGAGAAGAGUUUAUAUCCCUAAGACGGUUGCAAGAAUGGUUUUGUUAAUGGAGUGUCUGUCGGAGCUAUUAGAAGCUUAUAUGUUAUGCAUUUUUUCUUCAUUCAUCUUUCAUGCCAUCAAAUAUUAAAAGAUGUAUAGGAGGCAACUUAAAAAAAGAGUGUUUGCUC